GCGCGGGGCAGCGAUGGAGCGCGUGGUGCUGGUGACCGGUGCGAGCGGCGGUGUGGGGCUGGCGCUGUGCAAGCGGCUGCUGGAUGAGGAUGGCCGCAUUCACCUCUGCAUCGCCUGCCGCAACGAGCAGAAGAGCGAAGCCACGCGGGACCUCAUCCUGGCCACCCACCCCUCUGCCCAGGUGUCCACCGUGGAGAUGGACCUGGGAAACCUGGCCUCCGUCCUGCGGGCCGCCCGUGAGCUCCGCUGCAGGUUUCAGCGCCUGGACUUUGUCUACCUCAACGCUGGGAUCAUGCCCAACCCGCACGUGAACUUCAAGGCUCUCUGGCACGGGCUCCUCACCGGGAAGCUGCUCCACAUGCUGACCACUGCAGAAGGCGUCAUGACCCAGACGGACAGGCUGAAUGGAGAUGGGCUUCAGGAGGUGUUUGCUACCAACCUCUUUGGGCACUUUAUGCUGGUUCGUCAGCUUCAGUCUCUGCUCUGCAGCAACGAGAAGCCCUCGCGACUCAUCUGGACCUCCUCCAGCAAUGCCAGGGAGUCUGCCUUCAGCCUCUCUGACUAUCAGCAUGCCAAGGGGCAGGAAUCAUACAGUUCCUCCAAAUAUGCUACUGACCUGACCAGUGUGGUUCUGAACAGGAAACUUAAUGACCAGGGUCUGUAUUCCAGUGUUGUUUGUCCUGGGCUCGUUAUGUCCAACAUGACAUACAGAAUUUUGCCUAUUUUUCUGUGGAAGCUGCUGAUGCCCAUCAUGUGGUUGAUCCGAUUUUUUGCCAAAACUUAUACUCUGACGCCCUAUAAUGGAGCAGAAGCUCAUGUGUGGCUGUUCAAACAGAAGCCAGAGUACCUGGAUGCUCUUGUCAAAUACCACAGCUGUACUUCUGGACUGGGGAGAUGCUACGUGGAGCCUCGAAAGAUGGAUGUGGAUGAAGACACUGCUGAGAAACUUUACCAGAAGCUGUUGGAACUGGAGGAGCAGAGUCUAGAGAAAUACCAUGAUCUCUUAGAUUAAGCAAAGCUAGUCUCAGUGGGGUGAGAGUCUUGUAUCAGUAACCUGGGGUUUCUUCAUUCUGGUGCUACCUGUGUUGCCAGCUGUUCUGCAGGCACAUGGCUUCAGACACAAUCUUCCUUCUCGACAGAAGGUGAACAGUUCCUGAAAAUGGAAGUGUGAAAACUGAAGAGAAAUACUUAGACCUUUGGCUAUGGGAUUUUUCUUUUGGCAUAAAACUGGAGACCUCGAAUAGGCAGAGUCUGUCCUAACACAGUUGCAAAGUGGUGUCUUGCAGAAGCAUGACUGAGCUGUGUGUGGUUCAGGAGCAGCCUCAGAACCUGUGGUUUCCAUCUGGCUCAGGGCAGUAAAGGCAGCAGUCUGGGGUGCUGCCCUGCAUCUUGGCUCUGCUGGUGUUUGUGGAUGGCUCAGACACAUCACCUGUGGCUCCUCCUGAUGUGCCUGAAGGCUCACCUUCAGCAGAGCUGCCUUACACUUGUUCACCAAAGCUGGGGCUGCCUCUGCAGACCUGCUCAGCGAGAUUGAACCUUACUGGCAGGCAGGGUCUGCCCAGCAGCUGAAACCAAGCUGCUGAAGAGCUGGCCUGAGAAGCACACACCUGCCUCAACUGUGAGGACAGAUGCCUUGCUGUCCCCUGGGUAUGGGCACUUGAGGGUUUUAACCAUGACUGGCUUGAAAGGGUGAUGUUAACCUGGACUCAGGGCCAGUCUGCUCUGUUUAGAGCAAGAGUGAGAGGUUACCAUGUUGUUUUAUCUAUUUAACUCUUUUUAUAUAAAUCUAUUGUACCAACCAUUCUUCCUGUUGUUUAUCUGGAGACUUUGAGCAAGUAUCUGCCACCAAGUAACUUCAAGUGCUGUAAUGAAUAAACAACUGAAAUUGAGUUGUCCUUAAUGCAGUGGUGUUUUUACUCCAAUAUCCAUCUACUUUUGACUUGGAGGCUUGGCAGGAAACUUAAUUGGUGCCUUGUGCUGUAAAUCCGUGCAUACCUGGGAAGUGUGGAGCCUCUCUGCCAUGGAAGAGCUGUCAACCACCUUUUUGGCUUGCUUCUUCAGCUAAGGAAAGACAUGAGUGAUUUCUAAAGACUUCAGUGUGGUUUUGUGUGCUGAGCGCCUGUGGGAAGCCUGAGACUAUUUCCCAGCCUUAGGCUCUUGGGAGAUGUCUUGGUGCUUGCUCACCCGCUGUGUCACAUAAUGACUCUUAAUGCUUAAUGCACUAAUUAAUGGUUUAAUGCACCUCCCUGGGGCUGCCU
Molecule: messenger RNA, 2258 nt
Organism: Melozone crissalis (California towhee)
Lineage: Eukaryota; Metazoa; Chordata; Aves; Passeriformes; Passerellidae
Gene: HSD17B7
Product: hydroxysteroid 17-beta dehydrogenase 7
Exons: 9
Coding region: 14-1012 (332 amino acids)
Biological process (GO): cholesterol biosynthetic process
Cellular component (GO): endoplasmic reticulum membrane
Molecular function (GO): 5-alpha-androstane-3-beta,17-beta-diol dehydrogenase (NADP+) activity; 3-beta-hydroxysteroid 3-dehydrogenase (NADP+) activity; estradiol 17-beta-dehydrogenase [NAD(P)+] activity
Source: RefSeq, a predicted model, not a curated record